This is a messenger RNA of Talaromyces atroroseus, 2181 nucleotides long. RefSeq lists its product as hypothetical. The transcript is spliced from 5 exons. Bases 1 to 2181 code for a protein of 726 amino acids. The record is from RefSeq and is a predicted model, not a curated record. Gene Ontology annotation, molecular function: glycosyltransferase activity. Lineage: Eukaryota; Fungi; Ascomycota; Eurotiomycetes; Eurotiales; Trichocomaceae. Gene Ontology annotation, cellular component: cytoplasm.
AUGCGGAGUACUUUAAUUGACGAACUAGCCCAGCUUCUGCUUUCCGAUGCUUAUCUUCCUGGAGCCGUGGUUCUUGCCCACUCGUUGCGUGACAAUGGAACCAAAGCGAAGAUCGCCGUCCUUUUUACACCGGAGACCUUGAAGGAGUCGACCGUCAGAGAACUCCAGUCCGUGUACGACGAGAUAAUCCCCGUGCAACUCUUAUCGAACAGCACGCCGGCGAACUUACUCCUGAUGGAUCGUCUUGACCUAGUUGCCUCCUUUACCAAAAUCGAGCUUUGGCGCCAGACCCAAUUCUCCAAGAUCGUCUACAUGGAUGCCGACGUUGUCGCGUUAAGAGCUCCCGAUGAAUUGUUGUCCCUGGAGGAAGAUUUUGCCGCAGCGCCUGAUAUUGGAUGGCCAGAUAUAUUCAAUAGCGGAGUCAUGGUUUUGCGUCCCAACAUGCAGGAUUACUAUGCCCUCCGUGCGCUUGCAGAGCGUGGCAUCAGCUUCGAUGGCGGGGACCAAGGUCUACUAAACACCCAUUUCAAAAGAUGGCACCGUUUGAGCUUCACUUAUAACUGCACUCCCAGUGGGAAUUACCAGUAUAUGCCAGCGUACAGGCAUUUUGAGAGCACUAUUAGUCUAAUUCACUUUAUUGGCUCCCAGAAGCCCUGGACGCAGUCGCGACAUGCCUUUUCUGGAGGCACUCCUUAUUACCAACUACUUGGAAGGUGGUGGGCGGAAUACGACCGUCACUAUCGAUCUCAGCCAUUAUCGCAGCCGUCGUCGUCAGCGCCUCUACAAUUUCCAUCUAAAUCACACUAUGAUUCAACAGCUACUACUCAUAGCGACACACCGUUUCACGAAUCAGUUUCGAAUGAAUUUACUCGGUCAGAGCAUUACACUACGACUCAGCAUCCGCCCGAAGCCACGUUCAGGGAACCCGCAAGUUCGUACGGAAAGACUCAUGAACAGCUUGCCGGCGAUCUGCAUGUGUUGCGACGCUCACCAGUCUCAGAAGGGUUUGACGGCACAGUACCAUUUUCAGCACCAAAUCUCAUGCAUCCCAGACCAGUACAUCCGCCAUCCAUAUCCCAAGAUCUGCGAAGCCCUCACCAUGCGCACGUUGAUCCGGUGGCAGAAAUGAGAAGCGUGGUUCCGCUCUACGUUCAUGGCGAGGAGCAGUCGUCUGUUUAUGUCUCGAUACCCAGAGAAGGACAUAAAAGCUACUCCGAGCUCCAAGCUUCGUUCUCAGCGCAGAAACCGGCUGAAUCAUACCACUCAGAGCGUGUUGAGGUUGCUGCAGCUGCACAACCUGAAAAGGGCCCUUCACCUUCACCACCGUUACAAUCACAACCACCACAACCGGAAGAGAGGCCAUUCUCUCCACCCAAAUCAGAAUGGGAUGCAUCCAGAGAUACGCAUCUAUUCCAGCCGCCGCCAUCGUACCCAGAGGCCCCGAAGAACAUGUACUAUGAGGUGCCAGCUAUUAAGCCUGAACCUGAAAGGCUAGCUCAGAUAUUUCCUUGGGAAGCCCACGCCUCAAAACCAACUCGUGUAUUCGCUGAAGACCUUGUAGAAACGACCAUUCCUACCCGUCCAGGUGGUAGCGGUGCUGACGAUGGGCAUCACGCUGAGCAGGCCCAGCCCCAGGCAUUACAGGCAACUAUUACUGAAGAUAUUACACCUAGUGUACCAACAGACUCCUGGCAGUCUUACUCAAGAGCAAAUGUAUGGGAUGAGGUUCCAGAGAUUAACCGAUAUAUUGAGGCAAUCCAACAGCGAUCCAAACCCAGCGGUAAAAUGGGCGGAAGACCAGCAAGCUUUAAAAUAACAGACUUCCCCACGGAGAUAGACAGGCCCAGCCUUCCAGUCACACCUGCACCGAUUCGCAAGUCCUUGUGGGGAAGUCAUCAGGAUGAGCACGAACACCAACAUCAUCAUGAUAAGACACCCUGCUGCCACGAGUUCCCUGCUGCAGAGGGCGUUCCGAACAAGUGCGACUGGGUGGGUGUCACGGUCGAUGUGUUUUUGCAGCUCCUGGUUGCAAUCUACUCAUAUUGGGAAUUGACAGAAUCCACUCGAUCGACUGGAAGAGUUACGACAACGGCAAUUGGGGCUAUUCAAAAACACUCCACCAGCAGUCCAACCAUCACCGGAUCUUCUUCACGAGCUGUUAGAAUCGUCCAACGAUACUGA